Molecule: messenger RNA, 12878 nt
Organism: Mercenaria mercenaria
Lineage: Eukaryota; Metazoa; Mollusca; Bivalvia; Venerida; Veneridae
Product: E3 ubiquitin-protein ligase UBR5-like
Exons: 51
Coding region: 117-9872 (3251 amino acids)
Biological process (GO): protein polyubiquitination; regulation of double-strand break repair; DNA damage response
Cellular component (GO): nucleus
Molecular function (GO): ubiquitin-protein transferase activity; zinc ion binding; ubiquitin binding
Source: RefSeq, a predicted model, not a curated record
UCUUUGGAAUUACAAAAUGGAGGCUAAUGAAUAAUUUCUCGGGAAGUUGCGAAUAAAAAAUAAAGAAAAUUGACCCGAAUAAAGCAUAUAAACAGAUAAUAAGUGAGCGAUAAACAAUGACCUCGCUACAUUUUGUUGUUCAUCCGCUUCCAGGCACUGACGAACAACUAAAUGAUAGAUUAAGAGAAGUUGCAGAAAAGAUCAGUCGUCAUGGAUACACAGCUGCAGGAGCACUCUCCUCUUUGAGAAACAUUACUGUAAACCAGUGUGUAAUAGGCCCACAGUACAUUGCCUUCUUACUUGAGGAUGGUAGAGUAUGCAGGGUGCCAUUUUCCAUUCUUAAUGAGAGACUUGAUUUGAACAAAAAUGAAAACACAAAGCCACCUACUAAAGCAGUGAAGACAGAGCGAGCUGGAGGCUCGAGAUCAACAACCCAUGUUGUCGACAGUCCACUUGUACUCGUCUCUGAUGUCAUGGGUGGAACUGCCGAACAACCUACUGCGCGUUGGAGCACUGUUGUUUCUGGAUCUACAGCAACAGCAUCUACAAGAAACAACAACACUACACAGGGGUACAGAACCAUGCAGAGAACCGUACAUGUGAACAGGGGGCGAAGAUCAGGAGUCAUUGUAGGGACACGACCUCUGGUUCCUGCUUCUGUCGUACCAGAAGAACUAAUCAACCAGUGCCAGGUUGUGUUACAAGGAAAGUCAAGAAAUCUCAUCAUCAGGGAGCUGCAGAGAACAAAUUUAGAUGUGAACCUUGCCGUCAAUAACUUAUUAAGUCGUGAUGACGAAGGAGAAGGUGACGAUGAUGACAGUCAGGAUUCAUAUGUUCCUGAUGACCUAAUCUCGCUUCUUGAUAGUGGCAUGCACCCAGACCACCCUAGCGUCAUUAUUGAUGGGGAUGCCAUGUUUAGCGAGGACAUGUUUGGCUACUCCUCAAUUAGAAGUCGAGGUUCUGGAGCAAGAUCAAGAUUAGGUGAAAGGACAGACAGAGAUGCCGAUCGUGAUAGGGAACGCGAGUCUAUAUUUAGAAUCAGAGAUAGGCGGAGAUUAGACACAACAUUGCGAGAUGAAGCAUUGAAGUCCCUGGAGCGGGACAAAGUGGAGGGAUUUACAGCCGAUAUCACAAAGAAGUUGGCCAAUCCAAAUGCCAGUCCAGUACAUCUUGGUGAAGACCUGCAGUAUUGGGUGGAAAAGGAUGGAAACUGUCCAAGGUUUUCACAUAUUGCUGCCAUGCAUUCAGAGCUGGUUGCCGUUGGAACCAAUGGUCAGCUAUACAGUUGGAAAUGGCAUGACUUUGAACCAUAUAGACAUCCAGAGAACCCAAACAUACAUCAUCCUAAGACAAUUGCCCUCGGUCUUCAGCAUGAGAAAAUCCAGGGUAUAUCUGCCUGUAGUGUUCGUGCGUCCGUCAGCACAGAAUCAGACAAGGUGGCCACGUGGGUUGACGACACAUUGAACAUGGUAGCAUCCAAGUUGGAGCACAGUGCACAGACGUUUCAGGAGUUUCUAACAGACAAGAUUGCCAGCCUUCAUACGUGUUCUCUCUAUACCUGCGCUCGACUAGAGAGUGGCGCUUUAUACUGGUGGGGUGCCAUGCCAUUUGCGCAGAGAAAGAAACUUUUAGAAAGGAAUAGAUCAAAGAAAAAGAAGAACAAGAACUCAUCAUCUCAGAGUGACAUAAACACAGGAUCAUUGGUUUGUUUACGGAACUCGCCAAUGUUUCAUGCUGGAGCUGUAGCAUUUACGACAGUGGAUGGUACGCCAAAAGUAGGGCAGCUACUGGAGUCGGCAUGGUCCCUCAAUGAUACAUGCAGAUUCAAGAUAAAACCAGUCCAUGUACCAGAAAGCAGACCUGAACGUGACUCAUCCAGUGACUCGAAGCCAGACAUGCCACCUCCACCAUCUCCUGCAUCAUCUACAUGCAGUGAUCACAGUGGACCUGUACUUGUAUCAUCUAGAAAGAGAAAAAAGGCACCUACCCCCAGCAAGGAAAUAGAAAAACAAAGAGAUGAAGAAAGUUGGCCUUUGAAAGAUGUUAUAUUUGUAGAAGAUAUAAAAACCGUUCCAGUUGGCAAAGUGUUAAAGGUUGAUGGUGCCUAUGCGGCAGUGAAAUUUCCUACAACUAAAGAUGGCAGUUCACAAGAGCUGGGAACCACUACCUCAAAGGAGGACCCAUCUAGUCUGCUGCAAGAUUGUCGUCUGCUUCGAAAAGAUGAACUCUCCGUUGUGAAGAGUAUGAGUGCACCAAGGUUACCAGACUGCUUCCAGAAGGUUCCCAAGAAAGUCACAAUUGUAGAGAAUGGACAGAUACUGGCUGUAGCAGUAGACUGUGAAGGAAUCCAUGUCAUAGCAAGAUCAGGUGUGCGUCUGAACUACAUUGUGUAUAAUCUUAGUUCAGGGAAGAUAGAGCGAGAUUCACCGUUCCCGACAGAGGCUCAGGCUUUCAUGGGCAGUCACAGAAGUGAGAUAACACUACAUAAUACUGGAGAGGAAUCAUUUGUGCAGUUACGGGAUGGCAAUGGUGCUCUGUACCCAUUUGCUAAGGAUUGCUCAGAAGGAAUCAAGGACCCUAUGUGGUUGGACCUGCCCCCUGUCAGGUGUUUAGGGAUUAGGACUCAUUACCUGAGAGAUGUGGUCACCUCUGCACAGAAAAACAGGGCUAUGGUGUUAGUUCUUGCAAUAGAACACCAGACGUUGAUCCCACAUAUACUGAGAUGUGAUGUAGACAAAGUGAAAACUGUCCUUGCUGCGUUGGAACUGGAUUCAAGUAACCAGAAAGUGGUACAAGAGCUGCUACAAGAACAUUGUGAUGGUAACAGGAAUAUCUUGCAUACGUGUGUAGCCAUGUCAGUGCCUACAUCUAACAAGGAAAAUGAGAGAACUGAUCCUCCAGUAGGUCCAAGCAGUACAACAGCUGUGACGAGUACAUCAAGUGGUUACACGUCCACACUAGAGGUGAUGAAUGCAGUUACAAGUGCUGUAGAUGCAUUAACUGCUAUACAGUCAUCCAGAGGAGGUCCUAGCACGGGACCCAGUGCUGACACUUCAGGCAGAGGUGUUAGUCUAAGAGAAAUGAUGAGACGAGCUUCAUCUGCUGCACGUGCUGUCAGUGGUCUGGAUGUACGUGAGCCUGAGGAAGGUAUGGCAAUACCCACACUGAGCUGGCCACCAGAUCCUCCCAGUUACGAGUCUGUUAUUCGUCAAGAUCUAGAUAAGCCCAGCCUCAGUGGUCAGUCCUCGAGCGGUCAGUCAACCUCUAUUCCUCUUCCUGCAGAGUUCAGUACCAUCAACAUACCUGCCGUUAAAUUGGACGAGAAAGAGAGACCAAAUGCUGCGCUACAGAUACUCAAGUGUUUAUGCGAGUCAAAUGUCCUGAAACCGCAUUUGAGAGAUCUUUUAGCGGCAAAGAAUGCAGAAGGCUGUACACCUUUCAUGCAGGCGGUCAAGGGUCGAGCAUACAUGGCAGCAAUGACAUUGCUGGACACUGUCAAGCGUGCCGGCACGUCUAAAGACAGCACAGAGGUGGAUAAAGCCACUAUGAUGAGCAUGUUAUACCCCACUGGUUCCAGUCUGGAUAACUCUCCACUUCAUGUUCUCUGCUGUAAUGAUACAUGUAGUUUUACCUGGACAGGGGCAGAGCAUAUAAAUCAGGAUAUAUUUGAGUGUCGUACAUGUGGACUGCUGGGCUCGCUGUGUUGCUGCACAGAAUGUGCACGGGUCUGUCACAAAGGACAUGAUUGCAAACUGAAGCGUACAUCUCCGACUGCGUAUUGUGACUGUUGGGAGAAAUGCAAAUGUAAAGCUCUGAUUGCUGGACAACAGGGACCCAGACUUGAUCUUCUCAACAGACUUCUCAUAGAAACAGAUCUGGUUACUCUUGCAAACAGCAGGGGAGAGAACAUUUUGCUGUUCCUGGUUCAGACAGUUGGACGUCAGUUAGUAGAACAGCGUCAGUACAGACCGAACAGAUCCAGGGUCACAUCUGCUGUGCCGAGGAAAGCUCCAAAUAAUGAUCUAGAUGUAGAAAUGCCUGAACAUGACCUGGAGCCACCGAGGUUCAGUCGUAGAGCUCUAGAGAGGAUCCUCAAUGACUGGACGGCAGUUAAGGCAAUGUUACUGAGUGGCAUGCGCAACAAGAGAGGCACCAACCCAGAUGUCGUGUACGAGGAACAGCUUUACCUAGAAAGCCAGAGUGGAACAGCCAGACUGGACAAGUUUACUCACUGCCUGCUUGUGAAAUGUAGUGUUGAGAUGCUGGACACAUUGUUAACCACACUGAUCAGAGAAAUGAGAAAUGAAACCACUGAAGGCAGGAAAGCUGAGGCUAAGAUGGUAGCUCGGAGAUUUAUCCGCUCAGUUGCCAGAAUAUUUGUAGUUCUCAAUGUUGAGAUGACCCCUAACUCUGGCAAAAAGAAAAGUCCGGGUAUACCAUCAUGUCAACCAUUGGUAAAGUGUAAAAGAGCUUUCCAAGCCCUGAUCAACAUUGCAGUGGAGGAGCUAUGUGAGAUAGCAAACUCCCUGAUAGCUCCUGUACGGCUAGGAGCAGCUAGGCCCACAGCUCCAUUUUCUCUGGUUGCUGCUAAUGUGGAAGCUGUCCAGGGAAGUGAGGAAAUAUUUAGUGUAGAUCCACUGCCACCUAAAACAUCCUCAGUGGACGAGUCUGCUCACUCUGUGUCGUACGUGACACACAGCGUACCAGAUCGAGACUUGCCUAGUGAUAGGGAGAACGUAGACCAGGGAGACAGAGAUGAGGAAGAAAUGAUGCCAGUUGACAUUGAGGAAGAUAUUGAGGUAGUAGGUGGUAUUCUGAUGGGUAACGAAGAUGGUCACCAGUCAGAUAAUGAUGACAGACAAUCAGAACACUCUGAGCAUGAACAGCAGCCCCCGGAACAGGACGAUGUUGCUGAGAGCGACAUGGAUCUGGACCUGUUAGCCGAGUCUGAGAGUGAUAGUGAGAGCAUGCAUAGUAACCAGGACAAUGUUAGUGUACAGAGAAGUGCUGUUACCAUGGCAACUGCAGGAUCAGAUGCUGGUAUGGGAAGUUUGGCUCACUUCUCGGACUCUGGUGAAUCGUCCAAUCAGGAAGAAGAGUACGAGAGCGAGGGUGGUGACAGUGAGGAACAUGAAGGGGAAGAUCUUGGCACACUGGAUGAACAGCUUGAACGUAGAAAUAAUGCUACAUCAAGCCAAGGCCAGAGAACAUUGCAAGCCCCUCAGACAAUGCAGUGGGCAAUCAGACAGAGAGAGCCCCAGAGUACACGGGCCCCACCCACAGUGGCUACAACUACAGCCACCACUGCAGGAGGUGGGAGUAGCUUAAUAUACAUAGAUCCCUCAAAUCUCCGCCGCACAACAGUGACAACAACUGCGGCUGUGACACCAGAGGCUCCCAUAACCAUGGCUACCACAUGCAGUCAGCUGGCAAGGUCAUUUGGUAUUGUGGUACGUCAGAUAGCGGACCUGUUAACCAUGCUGCAGGACUACCAUGCUCUCGCCCCAACGUUACCACGGAUACUAGAUAUAUCUGACCAGGAGGCCCUAGAACUCCAGCUGUAUUUAGAGUACCAGUUAAAGCCAACAUGGGACUGGUUGAUCACAAUAUUGGACUCUACAGAAGCCCAGUUGAGAUUCGGGUCUGCCCUGAGCAAUACAUCUGACCCAGCAAACCCCAGUCAUCCCCUGUGCCAUGCUAGGACAGCUCGAGAACGAACCCGGAGAGAGGAGACACCAAUUUUACAAGUCGUUGAUACAAGACGUCGACAAAGAUUUGGUGCUCUUGGAGGUACAUCAGACCAUGGUAGUAAUGCUAGGAGAGAUUUCCUGAACUACGCACUGUCAUUGAUGAGGUCUCACAACAAUGAGCACUCUGACUCGCUUCCAGUGAUAGAUAUAGCCUCGUUACGACAUGUUGCUUACGUCUUCGAUGCCCUGAUUUACUACAUGAGGAGUGGGACUGAUACAGAUACAGAUGUUCUACGAGACGGAAUAUCUGUGAUAUCAUGGCAGGAGCAUGAUGAAAACGAGAAUGAUGACCAUGAUGAUGAUUUAAACAAUGCAAUGUCAAUGGACACAGAAAGUAUAGAUGGCGACGGUGAAAUGUCGGGAAAGCAAGGACGCAAACAUUCAUUUUUUCAAAGAUCUGACUCAACUCUAUUUUUGGGUUGUCCGCCACCUGAUCCCUUUCAGACACCGCUUGUUCAAGCUUUGCCACUGGCUGAUCAGCCACAUCUGUUGCAGCCAAAUGCAAGGCGGGAAGAUCUAUUUGGUGUAGCAAAACAGACUGUCGUUCCUAAUUCUACAGUUGAUGACAAGAAUAUACCUGGUAGUGAAAGUGUGCUUGAUAAACUACCACUGCAUUUAUCUUUAUCUGUUAGAGUGCCAGAAUCCCAAUCUGGAGUGUCUGGUAAAAUUCAGACUGAUUCACAAUCGAGUGUUCCUGGUGGAAAUAAUGAUAACCAGUCUAAUACAGGUGCUAGUGUUAUUGUACGAUCAGCAACAUAUCAACCAGCACCAGUCUGGGAUUCCGGUGAUCCCUCAAUAUCUUCUCCUUUUUUCUCGUCAGCAUAUGAUGCAAAUGUUCCAACUACAAGAGCGUCAACACAGGGCGAGGCAAGUACAAUACAGACCACAGUGCAAUCUAGUACUCCAACUGUACGGAGUAUUUAUCCAGUGGUUAAUGUCUCCUUGACACCACAGGUAACCACAGAAAGGGCAGAAGUUCAUCAGCCAAGUGUCAUAGUUCAUUCAAGUACAGCCAUGUCGGCUAAUGUAUCAGUUGCAAAUAUGUCGUCUGCCAGCAUGGGAGGCAAUCUGUUGUCGGCAAGUUCACCGAUAUUCAAUAUCAGUGAUCCCAUGCCUAGUGAUUUAAGAACUACUGCUGUGAAUAUACCUUUGACUUCAGAAUCUGUUAUUACAUCAGCGCCAUCCCCAUCAAGGGCUCCGUCCUCUACCCCAGUAAUUAUACAACAGUCGGGAAGCGUGCAAGGGUUACCAGGUCACUCUGAAUCUCCUGUUUCCAUGGUGAUGGCACCAGUUACCUCAGAUGUGAACCAGUCACAGAACACAGCAGUCAUCGCCAGUCAGUCACCUUCAAGAAGCCAAACUGCAACAGCUUCACUGGAGAGAGAUUUAGAGGUUUCUAGUCAAGAGACAAGUUUAGAUCUCAGUACCAAUCAAGCAAGGUCGGCUACUGUAACAAGUGAUUCUAGUGCUGCUGACAGUUCUCAAAGUACACAACCUGUUGCAAUGGACAUGUCAGUUUCCAUGGAAAUGACCACAGGGGGGUCGCUAUCGUACCAAGAUAGUGCAGGAAGCAGUGGUAUAGCAGUGAGCAGUAAUGUGACAGAUACCGUGGCAACAGCCUCUGAUAGGUCAGUUCCGCUGCAGUCACAGCUCUCUGGUAGCAGUGGGGUUACCGAGUAUAGUGUAACUGGGGAGAGUCCAGUUCGACCUGGUGCCAGGUCUGAUUCUCUACAAGGCAGCUCACUGGGAGGGAGUCAGGGAGCAAUGUCGGUUGCACCAAGUUUCCCAGACUCUUCACCAAUAACUCCACCAAGCCAUGGUAUUGCAGGUUCAAGUCUUUCUCAGACUGACUCUUCAUACCCAGAAAAUACAAGCAACUCAGAAAUCGGAAGUUUGGAUCUUUCUCGUGUAGAGGGUAGAAGUCUGGACCUGAGUUCAGGCAGAUCUAGUGAUACUGGUUCCAGCCAGGUUGCAGGUUCAAGCCGGACUCAAGACAUGCCAUUAAGUAUGGAUACAGAUGGUUCCCUGGAUUUAAGCAAGUCAGCAGCAGCUUUAACCACGCUACAACCAGUACCAGCUCGACCAACAGCUACACCAAACAACAGCUCUGUGGAUACACCGAUGGACAUGGUUGGAGCCAAUGAGAAUGUCUCGAAUACUGUUGACAUAGAAACCUCCCAGGGUUCACAGGCUGCAUCCAGACAACCUCCAACCAGAUCUCAGAUGAUAUCCCAUGAUGCACUGCUAGGAAGAUGGCGGUUAGCAUUGGAUCUGUUUGGACGUGUCUUUUGUGACGACGUAGGGGCCGAGCAGGGCUCAGUGAUAAGCGAGCUUGGUGGAUUUCCAGUGAAGGAGAGUAAGUUCCGACGAGAGAUGGAGAAAAUACGCAACUCACAGCAGAGAGAUCUUAGUCUUGAGGUUGUGAGAUCUAGAAACCAGCUAAUUACUCAGUCUUUCAAACAGUUAAAUACAUACUUUAACCGCCGUACUAAUACAAGCGGACCGCCACUUGCUGUGCAUAGGGUCAAGGUCACAUUUACUGAUGAGCCGGGAGAGGGAAGCGGAGUGGCCCGGAGUUUCUAUACUGCCUUAGCUAAUGCGGUGCUGUCACAAGAAAAGUUACCUCCCCUUGAGAGUAUAAUGGUUGGCAGCAAAAGUUUACAAUACAAUCUAAUCCAGAGAUUGAGAACGAGGGAGAGAGAACGUGAGCGUGAGCGAGAGAGACAACGCACGUCUUCAUCCCAGAGACGCAGUAGUAGAGAACGUGACUCCAGACGCACUCUUUCAUACGAUGCACCACCAUUUUACAUGCCAUCUGAUGCAAAUCCAAACCCUUCCAGCAAUCCGGAGCCCCCACCAGAGGGCAGCAGUGAUACAAUGACACAAUAUAGGCGGCAGCUCGGCGAGAGGUUAUUCCCCAGAGUCAGAGCACUCCAGCCGGCAUUGGCUCCAAAGAUAACUGGAAUGUUAUUAGAGUUGUCCCCAGCUCAGUUGUUAGUGAUGUUAACAUCGGAGGAAACACUGAGACAACGUGUAGAUGAAGCUGUAGACAUCUGCAUGUCUCAUAAUACCAGAGAGCAAAGAGAACUGAAUGCAGAAGCAUUGUUAGAUCUCGACAUUUUCAACCUGUCUUCAACCGGAACCAAUUCUGGAAAGAAAAAGAAACCAGCGUCACAGACUGACAGACGUAGUGACAUUGAAGACGAUGAUGAUCUUGAAGAUAAUGCUCCGUUAUUCUGGCAGCCAGGAAAACGAGGAUAUUACACUUUACGUCCCGGGAAGGGGUCUCCGGAAAGAUUAAAUGCAUUUAGGAAUGUUGGAAGGAUUUUAGGAUUAUGUCUUCUACAAAACGAGAUGUGUCCAUUGUUUCUUAAUCGUCAUGUGCUGAAAUACAUUCUUGGGAGGAAAAUCGGCUGGCAUGAUUUGGCAUUCUUUGAUCCUGUGAUGUAUGAAAGUUUACGGCAACUUGUUCUGGACUCUGAGACGAAAGAUGCUUCCCUUAUGUUCCAGGCACUAGACAUGAACUUCUGUGUGGAACUUUGUGCAGAAGAGGGUGGCGAACAGGUAGAGUUAGUACCUGGUGGGACAGAUAUAGAGGUCACAGCUCAGAAUGUGCAUGAUUAUGUACGUAGAUACGCUGAAUAUAGGAUGGUGAAAGUGGCUGAAAAAGCUCUCAAGAGGUUAAGAAUGGGAGUAUUUGAUGUGAUACCAUCCAAUUCAUUAGAAGGCUUGACAUCUGAAGAUCUGAGACUGCUGUUAAAUGGUGUAGGCACCAUCAAUGUACAGACACUCAUCAGCUACACAUCUUUUAAUGAUGAAAGUAGUGAGAGUAAUGAGAAGGUACAGAGAUUCAAGCGCUGGUUCUGGUCUGUGGUGGAAAAAAUGAACAACCAGGAGAGGCAGGACUUGGUAUAUUUCUGGACAUCUAGUCCUGCAUUACCCGCCAGUGAGGAGGGCUUUCAGCCGAUGCCAAGCAUCACAAUACGUCCAGCUGACGAUGAUCAUCUACCGACAGCCAAUACAUGUAUAUCUAGACUGUAUAUCCCAAUUUAUACCACAAAACAAAUACUGAAAACUAAACUACUGUUAGCAAUCAAGACAAAAGCAUUUGGAUUUGUUUAAUGUUGACAAAAGUCUAGUGCUAUUUUAUUUAAUGAAGACUAUUUAAUAAAGACUGUGUUCCAAUACAGAAAUUGAAAGAGAGAUCGAGGGACAGAAAUAGGAAAAAAGUGAUAGUUUCCUAGAGGGCUGCAUUAGGUUUACCAUUCUGUAGUCUUGAAUUGUCAUAAUGCUGCUGUAUAGAACUUAUCAGCGGAUAAUAUUAAAAGGAGAAAAAAAGCAUACAAAUAAUUCAUUUGAGGAAUGAAUAUCAUUUCACAUUAUUCAAAUCAAUAUUUUUGUGGGGUCUUACUCCACCAGCAAAGCUGGAAAGUCGCCAUAUGACCUAAAAUUGUAUUGGUUCGACAAAAGUAUUUUUUUGAAUUGUCAUACAAUUCAGCAAGAGAGUUUGGAUUUACUAUUUAUAUUUUGGAAGUUAUCAUUUGAAUGUGAUACUAAGGUUAACACCUAGCAUAUGAUAAUAGAAUUCCAUAUUUUGUGACAUUUAGGUUAACACCUAGCAUAAUGAUAUGAGAAUUUGUAUUUUGUGACAUUUUGGAUUUACAUCUAGCCUAUUAUACAAAAUUGUUUUUAUGGAAUUUUAGUUAACACCUAGCAUAUGAUAAUAGAAUUCCAUAUUUUGUGACAUUUAGGUUAACACCUAGCAUAAUGAUAUGAGAAUUUGUAUUUUGUGACAUUUUGGAUUUACAUCUAGCCUCUUAUACAAAAUUUUAUGGAAUUUCAGUUAACACCUAGCAUAUGAUAAUAGAAUUCCAUAUUUUUUGACAUUUAGGUUAACACCUAGCAUAAUGAUAUGAGAAUUUGUAUUUUGUGACAUUUUUGAUUUACAUCUAGCCUAUUAUACAAAAUUGUUUUUAUGGAAUUUCAGUUAACACCUAGCAUAUGAUAUGAGUGUUUUGUAUUUUGUGACAUUUAGGUUAACUUCGUGACAUUUAGGUGAACACCUAGCAUAUGAAUUCUGUGUUUUGUAACCUUUAGGUUUUGUGAGGAAAAUGCUUCUUCAAAACAGCUGGUUGUGGUACAGUGAAUAAAUUUACAUAAUAAAAGAACGUGAUUAAUGAAAUUUCAUAGGAGUAGAAAUUUCAGAUUUAUUUUAUGGGAAAUUAUUUCGUAUUCAUAGGGCAGUGUAAAGAAAGGCUGUGUAAACUCUGUAUUUAGAACACAAGAAUAUUUUCAGCUUUCCUGAAGCAGACUGAAAAGUAUUUGAUAGAGCAAACAUUAAGGUUUUAAAAUAUUUUCAUUUAUGCUACAAAGUACAUGUAAAAGUUUUAGCUUAUGUGUUGUUUAUGGUUUUAAGAUGCAUAGAUGGGGGAUCUGGUGCUCUAGUUUUUGUGGGACAUUGAAUGAGGGGCGCCUUAACAGUUUUUAUUAAGUUUUUAGAUAGUGUCAUAAAAUUAUCUUGAAAUGACAAAACUUUCUCCAAGAGGAGAAGUUAAAUAGUUUCCCAGUAAAAGAAUACUGACUAAAAAUUCUUGUUAAAUUUCUUGUCUGCAGGAUUUCUGAAUGAUUGUUUAUUUUGAGACUGCUACAGAAAGUAGUAGUGUUUCUGUUUUUAAUAGACAUGCAUUUAUUCACUUUGUUAAAAUAUGCACAUCUCAUUUUCUCAGAUUUUCAAUUUCAGCAUUCAAAGCUGAAUAAAGCAUGACUUUUGAACUCCUCCUGUUCACAGCUGUAUUAAUUAUGACGCAUAUUCACAGCUGCAUAAGUAAUGAGUUUUGUUCUUCUCAUACCGACAGCUGUAUAAAUUAAGAGUUUAUUUGAGAUUAUCAAAGAAGUACUUUGAUAUCAUAUGACAUUUUCUGAGAAGUUGGUUCACUGUCAUUAUUCAAGGCAACAUUUUUAGGAACAGUUAGGGUAUAUCACCUUUAAGAAACAUGUACAUGAUAAUUUAGAUAUACUUUACAUUACAUCAAACACUCUUCAGUGAUAACUCAAUAUGUUACAUCAAACACUCCAGUGGUAACUCCAUAUGUUACAUCAAACACUCUGCAGUGGUAACUCCAUAUGUUACAUCAAACACUUUCCAGUGAUAAUUUCAUAUGUAUCAUCAAACACUCCAGUGGUAACUCCAUACGUUACAUCAAACACUCCAGUGGUAACUCCAUAUGUUACAUCAAACACUCUCCGGUGAUAACUUCAUAUGUAUCAUCAAACACUCAAGUGAUAACUCCAUAUGUUACAUCAAACACUCUCCAGUGAUAACUCAAUAUGUUAAUCAAACACUCUGCAGUGGUAACUCCAUAUGUUACAUCAAACACUCUCCAGUGAUAACUUCAUAUGUUACGUCAUACACUCUCCAACAUUACAUCAAACACUCCAGUGAUAACUUGAUGAAAAUUGGACCAGUGGAUGAUAAAACAUACAAGUGUCGCAUUGACAUCAACAUGUCUAAUAACAAUAUCUUAAGCUAUUAUGUAAACAUAAUAUAAAUGCAGUGGCUGGCUUUAUAGGCCAAAAUAUUCAACCGGAUGUUUGCACUCAUAAAUAUGAUCCAGUUGCCUAAAUGAAUGAAAAUAAAACAUAUCAUGGGUUUUCAACUGUUGAAAAGAAAAAUUGAUUACCAUGUUCAUGUCUUUAUCAAAUAUUGAAAAUAUCUUGUUUGCAUUAAUGUGCUUUUUUUGUGAAAAACAGUAAAUUGUUAGAAGACAGUAUAUUGUUAAAUACUCCAUAUUGGAGAUACAAAAACGUCUUGCAUGAAAGAUUUUAGGUUAGAAUACAAGUACAAGAACUUUUUACUUGAUUUGUUUGUAAAUGUAAGAAUGUUUGGACAAUUUUCUAUGGAUAUGCUUUUAUCAGUGUGUAUCGUUUAAUCAAAGGGCAUUGAAUCAGAUGAAUGUUUUGUUUUUUGGAUGUAUAAAUGUGGAUGCAGUUUAAGAUAUCAUUGGGGAUUGUUCCAAAACAGACGGGGUCUGUUAGAAUGGUAGUGAUAUUUUGUUGUAAAACUGUGAAGAUAUGAUUUUGUAAAUCUGUAAUUUGUGGUAAAAAUGACAAAAUAAAAACCAGAAUGCA